Molecule: messenger RNA, 2046 nt
Organism: Darwinula stevensoni
Lineage: Eukaryota; Metazoa; Arthropoda; Ostracoda; Podocopida; Darwinulidae
Source: the annotation of a GenBank genome assembly
AUGACUAGCCUCAAGCUUUGCAUACAAGAUGCCUCCACUAAUGGUGUGGGUCAACCAAGAAUCCUCACUCUCAAGAAUGCUACAAUCCUCAACUCCAAUGCGCAGCUCAUUCAGGCGAUCUCUGUCCGGACUCCUCGGACCAUAUCUCAGGCCACCAAUUCCAAAGCCAGUCAGAUGAUAGCUAUCCCAAUAGCCUCCACAUCUGGUGGUGUGACGACUGCCACACCCCUGGGCAUUGUGUCUCCAGCAAGGCCAACAGUGUUGGGCAGUGGGAAGACAGUGGAACAGAUCAUUGUUGGGGGUCGUACCUACAAUCUCCAACAACCCUCCUCACCUAUUAUAAUCAAGUCACAGCCAGCACUGAUUCAGCAGCCCCAGCAGCAGCAUUUGACCACCCCAUCUCGACUGGUGAUUCAUCAAGCACAUCAGACGCCUCAGCAGCAACUGGGAAAGCUUCAGUUGCAUCAUCCUCAAGGGGGUGCUACUCUUUCACCUUCAGUUGGAGAAGUGCCUCAAUCGACUCCAGCACCCACACCUCGUAGCACAUCCAAAGCCUCAUAUAUCACCCCUAUCCUUGAUCGAUCUGGAUCGCGCAAGCGACUGGAACUGGAGGAUGAGCGUAGUGAGGACCUUGAUCAGAAGCGACGGCGUACAGCAGCUGAAAAGACGAGCAAAGGCUUGCGUCACUUCUCUAUGAAGGUGUGUGAAAAGGUGCAGCGGAAGAUGGUCACUACGUACAAUGAGGUAGCUGAUGAGCUAGUCUCAGAACUCUCCAGCUCCCGCCUUGCAUCUCCCAUUGAUUCUCAAUAUGAUCAGAAGAACAUCCGUCGGAGGGUGUAUGACGCAUUGAAUGUGUUGAUGGCAAUGGGGAUCAUCACAAAGGAGAGGAAAGAGAUAAGGUGGCAGGGUCUCCCCACCAACACAGCCCAGGAAUGCCAGACCUUGAGACAGGAGAUCAAACGACGCCAAGACCGCAUCCGCAUCAAAAAGUCUCGUCUUCAAGAGCUUCUGUUUCAGCAAAUAGCAUUGAAGAACCUGUGUGAGCGGAACCGGGAGACCGAGCGGUUGCAGGGUGGUCCACCCCCAUCUAAUACCAUCAUAUCAACCCCAUUUGUGGUUGUUUUGGCUGAAAAGACCACUGAAAUUGACUGCCGCAUCUCAUAUGACAAAAUGGAAUACCUGUUUAUGUUCAACGAUCUGUUUGUUGUCAAUGAUGACAUUGAAGUGCUCAAACGCAUGGGCAUGACUAUGGGGCUGGAGUCUGGGUCAUGCACUGAGGACAACUUGAGGAAAGCCUGCUCCAUGGUUCCCAAAGCUCUUGAGCCUUAUCUCUUAGACUUGGCCAAAGGAAAAUGUGAAGAAGUAGGAAGCCAUAUCAAAGAAGAAGAGGAGUCAAGCUCUGGUGCUACUAGUACCAGUGCUGCAAGUCCCAUCAUUCCAAGUACAAGUACCAGUGCCUCUGCCUUGGGCUCGGCAUCAAUGUCAUCCAACUUGGUGUAUGUGUCCGUUGGAGAUGAUGGCCCUUCUCCGAGUCCCUUUGAUUCGCAUUCCGAUGAGGAUGCAUCUGACAGCGAAGAGCAAUCUUGAGGUGAUCUCAUGUCAUGGGAGCAAAGUCACUCCCUCUCUUCGUUUUGGACUUGCUUGGAUACGAGUACAAGUGCUGCACUGUGCAGUGUCUCACUAGUUCAUCAUUCAUGCUUUUUUGUUCAUAUCCCUCCAUUUCUAUUUUGUGUCUUCAGGUCUGGAUGCAGGAACAUGAAGCUUAUGUAUUUCUUUAAAAAAAAAAAAGAGAGAGCCAAAUUUGAUGUGAUUUUGAUAGCUUUUUUGUGUCAUUAUGCUAGUUUUUUAAAUAUCAUUAUGACUGAGUAAGCACUGAAUCAUGACUCUGAAGCCCUGGGAAAGUUGUUUUAUGUGCUACAUGUUUUGAAGUUUAUACAAACCCUGCCAAAAAAAAAUACUUGUAUGUGGUUGGCCCUAUUGCUGGCCCAGCUCUUGUGAAUUUCAGAAGAAAAAGGUACCUAAAGACAGUAGCAAGCAAGCUGAACU